Messenger RNA from Antechinus flavipes (yellow-footed antechinus), 6227 nucleotides. It is a transcript of the gene C2H10orf71, whose product is annotated as chromosome 2 C10orf71 homolog. Gene Ontology annotation, cellular component: Z disc. The record is from RefSeq and is a predicted model, not a curated record. NCBI's taxonomy places the organism in Eukaryota, Metazoa, Chordata, Mammalia, Dasyuromorphia, Dasyuridae. Gene Ontology annotation, biological process: positive regulation of calcineurin-NFAT signaling cascade.
UAUUUGGUUUCCCUCUUGCUUACUGUCUAUUUAAGUAUAUUUUAGUAACUUUGUAUUUCUAGCUUGCUUCUUGUUUCAUCUAGUUUGGUAGAUCCAUGAGAAUUCAAAGUGACUGAGAUGCUGUGAAAUCCGGUAGCUUAUUGGGAUCCUGGGAAAGGAACAAAGACCUGAUUUGUACCUUGAUUGGAAAUGUGGAACCUACAAGGACACAGUGAAAUGUGUUUGAAUUCUCUGCUUCUUUACUCCUGGUCAUAAGGAAGUCAUGAAGAUCCUUGCAAAGGAAGAUAAGCCCCUCGUCUUGAAAUAGCCAUAUUCCAAUCGUGUGUGCCAGAAAUCUUGGAAAUUGAAACCUUCAACCGUGAACCAGGUCUGAGCUGUUUUCCUCAUUGGCUCUUGGGAUUUGAUUUCAACGGCCCCAAUGUUACAUGAGUGGAGCAAAGAGCCUUAAGGAAAGUCCGCCUAGAUGGAGGGCUGAACGUCAGAUCUCGACCAAACUCCUUUUGCUUAACAUGUGGCUGAUCUUAUCAAGGAGGAUGGACAGUAAUGAAACACAUUAUAAGUACUCCAAAAAAUUCUAAAUACACAGAAGACCAGACAAAAUUACAUGAAAGGUAUGCUGUGGAAUUCGUAUUCAUAACAGGAAAAAAGUCCCAUUUUAUGGUUGCAUUGGUUGAACUGAAUGAACACAUUUUGGAAGAAGAUCGGGUGAAAAAAAAUCAUUGAGCAGAAAUUUAUAGAAAAAAAUUUAAUUUUGUGGAUCCUCUUCAUGCCUGUCCAGACAAUGCAAGGGAGUAAAAAAUACACAGAUGGACUCAGUGACUCUUCAAGCAUCGGGAGUGUCUUGGAUGAUGCAGAUAGAGAAGUCAGCAAUCUCACUGACCGGGCUUUUAGAAGUUUGUGCAUUUCAGAGGACACAUCCUUCAAUGACUCCAAUCUUGUCAUUUCACCAGAUUUUGCCCAGCAGUUUUUUGGUAGCUUUCAACAGGGAACAGGCAGCCACACCAUAAAGAAAAGUAAUCUCUGCAACAGGAUACAAGCACAUGGGAAUGAAAAUGCAGGUUGGGCAUCUACAUUCCAACAACUGCCCAAGUAUGUCCAAGGAGAGGAAAGAUACCCCAAAAGCAAUUCACCACCACCAGUUACCACACGGAGAAAACUGGAGAUCCCAGUUUCUGGUAUGAGGAGUAGUAAACCUGUCUCCAAAGUAUCUUCAUUAAUUAAAUCUUUUGAUAGGACAGAAAAUCCAAGUUCUGACAGUCUGCCUCCCACCAGCAAACAGCCUGCUUUAAAAAAUCCUCUGAAAUGUGUACCUCUCCCAGGAGUUGGUGUGAAUUUCUGCAUGGAUUCAGCUUUUUUAACCGUCAGGAAGGUACCUGCUGAAAUUUCCAACACAUAUCAAAAUACCAGUUGGUCUGGUGGCAGACAGGGGACACCGAAUUCACCAAGUACGAAUGACCUAACAUGUAGUACUGAUGAUUUUCAAACAGCCCCUGUGGAUGCUUCUAAUCUUCCACCAACAAAGGCAGCAAAGAGUAAGACUGGAAAAGCGAAUGAAAGGGCAAGCAAAGGGAAUUUUCUUCAUAGUGAAAACAGUGCCUUUGAGUCAUGGAAUGCACAUCACAAGAAAUUGUUUGAAAGGAAGGAAGCUGAUGAACUGAUUCCAGAAACCAAAGCACCUUCAAACUAUGAGAAAAACAUACUACCAAAAGAGAUCUACCCAAGCAGACAUGAAACAUCACCCAGCCACACCAGAGUACAUGUGAAGCCAGAAGAGAAAUCUCUGGUGGCAGGGACUCCAUCCACUUCUCUAUCUCAAGUGUCUAAUGUUCGAUCAGCUCCUGAAUCCCAAAGCUUUACUAUGGAGGAGAAGGCUCCCAGUUCAGAGACCAAAGUUCAGUUGGAAACUUCACGAGCUCCAUGGAGAAGAUCAAAAAUCAACAAAGGAGGAAAAGAGAGAACACAUGAGCCUUCAGAUAAAAAGAAAACCAAUGGGAAAGGCUCACCUUUGUAUAAAAAAUCAGAUCCUACAGGAGAGUUUCCUGAAAGUGAUAUCAUAGAAGAACAAGUAAACUCAAAUGAAUGCUACGAUCCUCCUUUUAACAUCAGUAAGCUUUUGACACCUGUCAUACCAACAAAGCAUGUUCUAGACUCAAUAGAAAAUCAGUCAGAGUUGGCAACACUUCCUCCCCCAGAAAAGUCAAUGGGAUCAAAUGAACAAGAGGGACUUAAUGAAUAUCAGUCUCGAGAGAGUUAUAAAUCAAAAGUGCCCAGUUUGUUAUUCAAUCUCAAAGAUGUCCGAAAACGAGUCAAGAGUACUUAUAGUUCCUCCCCUCUCCUAAAAAGCCAUGAUGAAAAAACAAAAGCUAGGGAUCAUGGAAAGCAAGAAAAUAUAAGCAAUGGCACUUUUAUGUCCAAUGGAUCUGAAGAAAUUCUCCCCCACAUGUCAACCAAGGAUAAACUGAACCACCAACUCUAUGUCAAUACCAAGGAGAAGGACCAUAAAGGAGAUAUUAAUGGAGACUUCACAGAUAAUUACCUAACUCUUAGCUCACCUCAGACUAUAGAAGAACCUUCCUUCUAUGUCAAUGGGGAAUCUUCAGAACAGAAUGGUUUAAAGAAUGAUGACUUAGUCAUCAAAAAUCCUAAGAACAACGAUAUAGACUCUCAGCAGUAUCAUCACCAAAUAAAUGAACAUAAUUUAAGAAAAAGUAAGCCUCGCCUCUCCUUGAAACUUUGCAGUAGAGAUCUAACAGAAGGAAAAGUUGAAGAGAAACUGAGUAUUCAUCACCUUGAAAAUGGAUUACCAAGAUCCAUUUCCCAAGAGACCGACCAUGAGAGAGAUGCAGGAUCACAUAAUGCAAAUUUCAACCAGAAAAUCUCACCAGGUCCACUUUCCCCAGAGGAAGAAGACGUGUUCUAUAGUGAUACCCAAUCUGAUUUCAUGCCAAACCUCAAAAGCAAGUCCAAAAUAAGCACUAGUUCUUCAGACCAAUCUUUUGCCUCAUUUGAAGAUCAGCAGAAAAUAUGGUUUACAGAAAGCCAAAGGGAAGACAGAAAAAGUAGUGGGAGCCUAGAGGAAAGUCAGAAAAUUGAAAAGAAAGAAAAGGAUCUAAGAAAGGAUGAUUUACAAUACUAUGCUUUAAGUAAUGGCUUUGUUAGUGUUGAAGACAGUACCAAAGAGGAAAUGUCUCAGAGAGAAGGUGAAAGCAUGUCUAGAGAUAGAGUAAUGAUGGAGUCAAAGGAAGAAGCUGAUUGCAGAGAUACUUGUUUAGAAGAAAAUGAGAAUAUUUCUCUUCCUGAUAGCAAGGAUCCUCCAUUAUCCCCUUCCCCAAAUUCAAAUAAGCAUAUUAUGUUUACAAUCAAAGACAAUACCUUUAAAUCAUCUCCAGUGAUUAAGCCUAUCAUAUUACCCCUACUGAGGACUCCAUCCUCAGAAAAUGCUCUUAGCAAUAGCCAGAAAGAAGUAGAGAGCAGAUUGACAGAACAUGGUGAGAACACUCACCUUUACCAGCUGGAAUCGCAAGAUAUACCAAAUGCUCAAAAAACUAGUCAUCCCCCAACAUCAAGCAGUCAAUCUAGUGCCUACAAAAAACCCUACAGGAGCAUAAGUGAUAGUGGACAGGUUUUUGGAUCAGUAAAGAUGGAAAAUGUCCAGCCAAUGUCAGAAGCUACUCUUUUGGAACAUGACAGCAACUCCUCAUUCUUCCCAUGUAUAAAAAAUAGUGAUAGUGUCAGGCCUACUCAAAAUUUAUCAAAUAAAAUUGUGGGAAAUGACCUUGAAAAUGAUUACAAGAAUAAACAGAAACCUAUUUCCUUCAGAGUCAAACCUACCAUCAUUUUGCCAAAUGAAGAUUCUGGAGAUCAUCCACCAGCAAACCAAUUAAGUGGCACCCAUUCAGAAGAGAAAAUUCAUUGCUCUAGAAACCGCUUACUGUCCACGCCCAGGGAAGGGUCUUUAGUGAAAAAUAUAGUUCCUAGUGAGAUGAUGAACUCACCGAUAGCCAGCUCCAUAAUAGACGGCAGUGUUUAUUCCCCUGCAGCCAGCACCAUAUUGGAUGAUGCACUACAAGGUACUCCAGAUUCAGGUACAUCACAGGGGGAUUUGUCAAAUUCAGCCAUAAUAAGCCCCUUACCCAGCACAUGUUCCAGCAUAACUAGCUUAGGAUCAGAGAAAAGAACCAGCACCAAAAUAGCAAGGGAAGACAUCACACAUGCUCUGGUACCAAAUACAGGAGAUAACCCCCAAUUUGAUUCAUCUGCUGAAGAAACCAUGGCUUUGUCUAGACGAGAUGCAUUGUUGGAGGAGACUAGCAGCUGGACAGCUCCCUAUGAGCUACCACAGUCCAUGGAAAAGCCAAUGAACAAACCACCAGCUGUCCCGCCAAAAACCGAAAAAGCUCUAAGACGAGCAAAGAAAUUGGCAAGCAAAAGGAAAAAGAUGGACUUGCAGCAAGAGAAAUUGUCUGAAAUCCAGGAGGAAAACCCACAGAUGGAGGGUGCCGAUGUGAUUUGGAAAAGACCUUUAUCUGCUGCAGAGAUUGCACGAUCCAACUUCCCCCGAGUCCGUUCCCUUCCACCUCCUGUCCACCGGCACUCAGUGGCUACCCUCUCUGAGUCUAUUAGGAGGAGGCCCAGUGGUGCUCAGUCAGUAAUCCCUAUGUCCUCCCACCCUGCCACUCAGAAAAAAGUCCUCCAGGAUCCUCACUCUGGAGAGUACUUUGUGUUUGAUCUACCACUCCAGGUACGAAUCAAGACAUUCUAUGACCCAGAGACAGGCAAGUAUGUCAAAGUAUCAAUCCCUUCUUCUGAAAGGGGCUCCCCAGAAAUGCCCUCUUCGGAAAUUUUAAAUUCUCCUUAUUUAGUGUAUCCUGGCCUCCACCCUCUACCAGUGACUUCCUUAACACCUCUGAGGUCCUCCUCACAGCUCUCAGCACCCACUUUUCUAAGGCAAGAACCUCAAGCCAGGGAAUCAGCUGACCACUGGCUCCAGAGUUUCAGAGAUACUCAACACCCACGUCCUCAGUCAUAUUCCGAGCUUGUACAUAAUUCUCCAAAUCGUCGCCCAGAAGAAGCUCCACAGAAUUUAGAAAAGGACAUGAGUGAAGCUCAAAAUUUGGACAUUAUUUCCAUGGAUGACUUAGAGGACUUUGCUUCAGAAGGGAUCUCUUGAAAAUUAAAGUUAUUAGCAACCCUCUCCACUUCUCUCACCCUCCACCCCCAAAAAUAAAACACAUCCCUCUCCCAGAAUAAUUUUACAAAUAUUCAGGUAUUUCCUUGAAUAUACUUAUUUGAAAAUGACAUUUAUUGCAAAAUUUUACCCUGGAUUUCUUAAGAACAACCCAAAUUGAAUGAUUCUGUCCUCCCCAAGUUGGGUUACCCUCCCAAUGUUCAAAAAGUCUACUACUGUUUAGAUGAACGCCAAAUGUUCAAUCUAUGAGAAGGGUAGUAAUUGCAUGAAACAACCCCCACCACUUUUUCUCUCCUUCCCUCGUCCUCUCCCAUCUGCCAUCCUGCUGCCAUCCCCACUGCUGCUACUGCUGCUAAUGCCAACAGAGGAUUCAUCAACAAGAAAUCCUCUCAUUCAGGAUUGAAGUCACCAAGAGGGAGAUCUGAUACUCCAUUUGGAGAAUGUCUGUUUAGAUACCCUCCCCUAUUCUCUCCCUUUGUAAAAAUGAGGAGAUUUCCAACUCUGCCCAGGGAUGUCACAUGGACACUCCCAAGUGGGUUUGGUUGAGAGUAUUCCUUAAAUUUCAAUCAAUCAUAUAUGUAUCACACUCUUUCCCCACCCCCCACCUCCCAAAAAAGACAAAAACAAAAACAAAAUCGAAACUUUGUGAUUACUCUGCUGUGGUUUAUAAUACAAAAAAAAUUAGUAAAUAAAUUCUAUAUUUUGUUUGCAACCCAGCAGCCCCAAUUUCAUGCAGACAAAGAAAUCAUCCACAGUUUCUCAGAUUAUUUCCAGUCUCAAAUAUCUCAGGUUGAAUUCCAUGUAGCUGGCAAACUAUCGACUAAAGGCUUGAAAUUAAGGACAGUUUAAUCAUUUAUAUGGGUUAAAAAAAAAGGUAUUGUUUAUAAUGAAGCAUUCUUCUAUAGUUCAUCCUCUAAGUUUUAAAAAAAUAGCUUUUUUUUAAUGGGACAAAAAAAGUUGAUAGAUGCUACUCUUAUCUUUGGCCUGGUGUCAUUUAUUGAGAACAGUGAUGAAAUAAAGCAACUAUCUGUGGCUGCUA